This is a messenger RNA of Laccaria bicolor S238N-H82, 1149 nucleotides long. RefSeq lists its product as uncharacterized. The coding region runs from base 1 to 1149 and encodes 382 amino acids. NCBI's taxonomy places the organism in Eukaryota, Fungi, Basidiomycota, Agaricomycetes, Agaricales, Hydnangiaceae. The record is from RefSeq and is a predicted model, not a curated record. The transcript has a single exon.
AUGAGCGAGCUUGAAAGGCUCACGGUGAAGCUCCGGGAUGCCAACUCCCGCAUCGACACAUUUUCGGCUACGAGCCUUCGGCAAAAAGACACGAACAUCGCUGAGUUGGAGCAACAAGUGGAGAUCCACAAGGCGACCAUCUCAGACCUCCAGCAAAAGCAAGACCUGACUACCAAGGUCCUGGCCGCGUUGUCGGCACACAUUGAACAUCUGGAGGAUGCUGGAGGCGCGGUAGAUGGGGGGGAUGCGACCUUCGCUGUCGAUCGAGGGCUAAACGAGAUCAGGGGAGAGAUGAUCGAUAUGGAGCAGAGGAUCGCGUCGGAGUACCAGGACAAGAAGGAAGUCGACGCCGUGGCCUCCAAUAUGGAGGUCAUCCUCAACACCUUCAUCGACGAUGUCAACAAAGACCUUCAAGAAGGUCAUCGUAAGACUGCCAACAUUGCCGGUCGCCUUUCUGAACUCGAACGCCGAAAGCUAGAUGAGAGGAUCGGCCAUGUAGAAGCCCUCAGCUUCGAGUUCCUCACUGCCGCAUUUGCCCAGACGAAGGGUGAUAGGGGCGAGUACGAGGAAAAGAUGGAACGACGUCGGUGGGAGAUGGACAGAUUGGCUUCGGCUCCACGAGUCCCUACUGCCGGCCCGUCGAACGCCAUGCCUACCGCUGGCCCAUCGAAAGAGGUUCCCACCUCCGCUCCAGUCCCUUCGGCAACACCUGCCCAACCUGAGGAAGUCGACACCAGCGAGGACAAGUCAGCUCGAGUCAUUGCUCCACUACCCCGACGAAAUGUGCCUCAGUCGUCGGCUGGCACGACCGAAAGGUUUGGGGGCUGGGCUGGGCUAUCGGCACCAGUCCCAUCGAUGUCCGAGUUAGAGUCCACACUAAAGGUAGCGGUUGAUAUUCUGACAGCUACUGGGGAUGACAGGUACUCCUCACAGUUCAAUGCCAAGGCUGACCAUGCGCCAAGGAGGGAGACGCCGACGAUGAAAAACGUUGGCCCAUCGUCGGAUCCCAUCACCGAAGCAGUCACUCCGAAGCCACCCAGUUCUGAGGUCAUGAACUUGGUGGAUCAGGGUGAGGACCAAGGUGACAACCAAGCUGAUUCGACCAGGGAGCCGGAAGCUGAGAAGGGUGAGCAGAGCGAGGGGGCUUGA